AUGCUAGAGGUCCGCAGAGCUAGUUUGGUACGACAGAUGGCGUUCCGACAGGAUUCCAACGAUGCCGAACUCGCUAUCCGUCACGGACAUUUGGCGCCGCCAAACUCGAUUCCCGACAGCCCACGACCCCAAAAACCAAUGGAGAGCAUCCACUCUCUAACUCGAGCUGCCUUUCAGUCGAUGUUCCAACCAACAAACAUCAAUCAUCAAGCACCGCGACCAAAGAGAAGCCAAUCGAUGUGGACAAGAAAAAGUGAUGCCCAAUUCGUGACAAUACCCUACGAGUUCAAAAUGUUUCCUGUUUCCCCUUCUUCAUAA
This is a messenger RNA of Caenorhabditis briggsae, 318 nucleotides long. The coding region runs from base 1 to 318 and encodes 105 amino acids. The transcript has 4 exons. The record is from RefSeq and is a predicted model, not a curated record. Lineage: Eukaryota; Metazoa; Nematoda; Chromadorea; Rhabditida; Rhabditidae.